Messenger RNA from Rhizopus microsporus ATCC 52813, 3620 nucleotides. Its product is annotated as RNB-domain-containing protein. The transcript is spliced from 8 exons. Gene Ontology annotation, biological process: mRNA catabolic process. Lineage: Eukaryota; Fungi; Mucoromycota; Mucoromycetes; Mucorales; Rhizopodaceae. Bases 115 to 3480 code for a protein of 1121 amino acids. Gene Ontology annotation, molecular function: RNA binding; 3'-5'-RNA exonuclease activity. Gene Ontology annotation, cellular component: P-body; exosome (RNase complex). The record is from RefSeq and is a predicted model, not a curated record.
CUCUCUCUCUCUCUGUUAUUCCCUUUCCUUUAUUUUUUCAUUUUUCCUUUAAGCAAAAAAGCAAAGCAAACUUUACUCCUUAUAUCCUCUCGUUUCUUUUCACAAGUAUUUUAAAUGGACCAUGACGCUUUAGAACAACAAACGGCUCCAGAAAGUACAAGAGGUUUAUUCGACUUACCCGAGGUUACCACAACAAAGAGUUCGGAUAAGCGACGUACUUUUCAUGGGCUAUCAUCUAGUUUGGACUUUAAAAACACUGGUAAGAAUGUACAACAACGCCAACAGGCUGUAUCUAUGCUACCCACGGGAAGACAUCAACGCUCUCGUUCUGCUGCCAACUCGGACUUGGUCGUCCUCUCUUCAAAAUCGACCAACUCGCUGACAUAUAACAAAAACAGCAACAAUAAUGCUCGAAACAGGCGAAGCUUUAUGGGCUUACAGACAUUAAAGGAAGAAAUUACUACUGUAGAUAACAUUAAAGAUGUCAUCCAAACCUUAAAGACCUUACCGCCUAUCACGCCACCUAGUUCUCUGAGUAGCAAAAGUUUGGAAAAGCGAACCAGUGACGAGAGUAUGUCUCUUUCCAGAGAAGAUGCUCUGGCUGAAGCUGAAGCCAAACUGAUGGGAACGUUUAACAGACGUAGCAGCACAAGUGAUGAAAGUUACGUCAAGAAGCGUUUAUCUCUACAGCAAUUACCUGUGUUGAACGAAAACGGAGAAUCAUUUUUAGAUUCAUCUACCAAUAAGAGAGCAGUUAUGAACAGCAAGUCCUUGAGUUUAUCCUUGGGUAGUAGCAACAAACAGCUCAAUCGUCGUUCUUCUCGUAAUUUCGAGGAUUGGAGGAAUAGUACUUCAUCCAAUAACAGCAGUAAUAGAUCAUCCUUCUCUCUUGUUCCAUUCACACCUACUCGUGUUAACUUUUCAAGAUACGAUGAUGCAAACCCUCAUCAACGUCGACAACUCUUUAUUGCUCAUUUACCAUUUUCUGCUUUGCCACCUUUAUUCAGAAGCCGUCAACUUGUGCGUGGUAUAUUACGUGUCAACAAGAGAAAUCGUAGUGAUGCUUAUGUUUCCUGUGACGAAUUGGACGGCAGUGAUAUUUAUAUUUGUGGCUCCCGAGGUAGAAAUCGUGCGCUUGAAGGUGAUGUCGUGGCUGUCAGGUUGGUCAAUGUUGAGAAAGUGUUGCGUGAGAAGCAAGAAAAGGAAGAUGCCAAGUUGGCGAGAAAUAAUGGCCAGCCCAAGGUGCGUUUACCCGAUGAGGAAGAUGAAAAUGAAAUCAUAUUUGGAGGCGAUGAAGAAACGGAUGUGGUAAAGCCAAAAUAUGCAGGUGUCGUUGUGGCUAUAUUGGAAAGAGCUCAAAAUCAAGUGUUUUCUGGUACCCUCACAUUGUCCCGACCCAAUAAUAAGAGAGCACAGCUUCAAGAAGAGGAAGGGGAUAGAGGGAAAAAGGAAGUUCCAAGAAUCGUUUGGUUUAAAGCCACAGAUAAGCGUGUUCCACUCAUCGCUAUUCCUAUUGAGCAAGCGCCUCAAGAUUUUGUUGAGAACACAGAUGCCUAUGAGAACCGUUUGUUUGUUGGGUCAAUCAAGAGAUGGCCAAUCACAUCUCUGCAUCCAUUUGGUACUCUCGAAGCAGAACUAGGAUCUAUCAUGGAUAUGAAUGUUCAAGUCAAAGCCAUCUUGGCUGAUGCAAAUGUGUCUGACACACCAUUCACAGAAGCAGUCAUGCAAUGUGUACCACCUACAUCUUACCAACCCACUGAAGAGGAAAACCGUCGAGACCUGACUACCGAGAGCCACAGUAGGAUGAUCACGAUUGAUCCUAUCGAAAGCAAUCUUUUGGAAGAUGGUUUAUCUGUUGUCCGCUUAGGUGAUGAUACCUUUGAAGUGGGUGUACAUAUUUGUGAUAUUUCUCACUUUAUCAAACCACACUCGCCCCUGGAUAAAGAGGCUAGAGCAAGAGGUGUUCGUGUAGAGCUCGAUCAAAAGCAGGUACCUAUGCUGCCCGACGAACUUGUCGACGCUGUCAACUUUACAGUCAAUGAGCUGAGACCGGCUAUAUCUGUUAUCUGGAAGCUUAGCUCGGAUGGUACACUAUUAGAUACCUGGUUUGGCAAGACGAUUGUCAAAUCUGCUGCUCGACUCUCAUAUGAAGAUGUACAAAAGAUCGUUGAUGGCAGUGAAAGCCAUGGAACAGAAAUCGACAGUGACGUUCAGUUGCUACACAAACUCGCUUCUAGACUUUAUGAAGCACGUUAUACCAAAGAGGCCAUGUCUUUAUCAAGACAAAAGUUAUUCUUUGAUGAUCCUUUCAAACCCACAACAGCCACCAUUUCCAACAAACUCCCUGAUAUUGCUACUAUUCUCAAGGAAUUCUUAUUUUUGGCAAACAAGAGCGUUGCUCAAAAGAUAUCCAGUCAAUACCCAGAACAGGCCUUAUUGCGUCGUCAAUCUUGUCCCAAUAGCAGAAAAAUUAACGAGUUGAAAGAAUAUGCUUCUCAGUAUUUGGGCGUCGAGUUGGAUAUAACCAACGCUGCAACCAUUCAGAAAUCCGUUCAAUCGAUUGAAAAUCCUGAGCUACGUCAGUUAAUAUCCAUCUUGGUGCUCAAGACAAUGGAACCACCUAAAUACUUUUGUGCAGGUGCAUUCGAUAUUUCUAAAUACUCUCAUUUUGCUCUUGGCACGCCUUUGUUCACUCAUUUCACUGCGCCUCUCCGUCGAUAUGUUGAUAUCGUUGUUCAUCGUCAAUUGGAAGCUGCGCUGAUAGGAGAAAAACACUUUUAUCUGGAUAGAGACACGAUUCAAAAACUUGCUCAACACUGUAACGCAAAGAAAGAAGCUAGCCUGGAAGCAAAUUAUCAAGGCAAACUGUUAUCACUUGCCUUAUAUUUGAUGCACAUUCAAGAGCACCAACAGCAACCACCACUUCCAGAGAAUUCACCUCCCACCGUCUUUACGGAAGCACGUGUGAUUGCAGUCAUGGAAGAUUGGUUUGAUGUGUCCAUACCAGAAUUCGGUAUUGAAAGACGUAUUCACUUGGCUAAUCUGCCACUCUGGCGUUAUCAAUAUGAUGCCAAGGAACGUGCCCUGACGAUGUAUUGGAAGGAGGGCGUCAUUCCUUCAACAGGACAGCAACAACAGUGGAGUUUGUCUGAUGAUGAGUACGAAGAGGAGGAAUUGUUGACAAAUUAUCCUGAAAGGUCUCAAUCGACUGCAUCAGUUCAAACAGAGGCUAUGAAUACAAAAGAAUUUGAAGAAAUAACUCGUGCCGCGACAAACGCUGGUCUCGUCGGUACGCCGAAAAAAUCAGCCUCAAAGCGAGCUUCCAUUAUCAGUUCUCGCUUAUCUGCUAGUACUGGUUAUAGCAGUGAACAGUCUUCACAGACGAUUAAGGCACUGGAUAAGAUCAGAGUCAUGCUGACCAUUCAAAUGGUUAGAGCACCACCCUCUAUUCGAGUAUUUGCCGCUAAUCCAUAUGCCUAAUGUGACUAUAUAUAAAAGUCUCUCUCUCUUUUCUAGUUUUUACUCCCUUUUAUAUAUAUAUACAUAUAUAUACAUAUAUACAUAUCUUCUUUUUUCCCUUGAUUUUAAAUAAAAAUAUAACAAAAAGUAGUAAAUUUAUC